Tetranychus urticae (two-spotted spider mite) is the source of this 2621-nucleotide messenger RNA. RefSeq names its product facilitated trehalose transporter Tret1. The record is from RefSeq and is a predicted model, not a curated record. Gene Ontology annotation, cellular component: membrane. Gene Ontology annotation, biological process: transmembrane transport; carbohydrate transport. Lineage: Eukaryota; Metazoa; Arthropoda; Arachnida; Trombidiformes; Tetranychidae. Gene Ontology annotation, molecular function: sugar transmembrane transporter activity.
UAGAAAAUCUUGUCAAUGAAGUACUUGUACUAUCAAAGUGGAUUAGUGCUUCUUCAAUUUUAGGUUAUUCAUGAAUGAAAGAUUUUUUAAACGCUUAUUGUUAAUACAUUUUUGAAAAACUGAAAGGCUCAAUUCGAGUUUGGCACUUUUUUGUUUCACAUUGUAUCCGAUAGAGGAACAGCUUCAGUAAGAGGAACAAUAACAAUAACAAAUCGUGACAUAGGUAAUUUACCUGUACAGCUCUCACUUGUAAACAUAUGUCUGUUUUGUUGUAUCUCUGUGGUAAAGAUUAAAGUUUUACUUGAUAGAAUCUUAAGUCAAUUGCGAGAUUACUACUGUAUUUUGUGAAUGGAAAGAGGAAAAGUUCCAAAGAAGUGGAAAAUAAACAUAUGGAUUAGUUUAUACUAAAGAGUACUGGUUAUUCAAUUAGCUCUUAAUACUCCUUUCUGAUCUCUGUUACAUUUUUUUGGCAUAUCCAACUCUAAUUGUGCGUCUAAUCACUGAUUUGAAAAAUUGAUUAUUUGUAUUUCCCACGUUUUUAUCUAAGUUUUGAUCAGUUCAACUAUUUGCAUGUUUAUUAACGAUCCUUUUUUGACAUCGUUACAUUAAUUUUAUAUUAUAAUUGUUCUAACCUUGUGAUGGAAGUCGAUACAACAUCAUUGAUACAAUACGAUGGACCAAAGUUUCCUCGCUAUUAUUGGGCUGCUGUUGGAGCCUACCUGGGCUCACUAUCGAUCGGAACAGCACUUGGUUACUCAUCAACAGCUUUACCUGGUAUGAAAUUACAAUCAAGCCAACUGAUUCUCACAUCAAAGUCUCUUCAGUCAUGGUUUGCGAGUAUCCUUGCUUUGGCCGCUCUUUUCGGUGGUAUUAUUGCUGGUCAAAGUAUCGAAAAGAUUGGACGACGAUUAACUCUGAUGCUACUCUCUGUCCCAUUUGUCGCUGGUUGGCUUUGUAUUGCUUAUGCAACAAAAGUUCAAGUUUUACUCAUUGGUAGAGCUCUGACUGGUUUCAGUUGUGGUGGCUGUACAUUAGCUUGUUCAAUUUUCAUCAGUGAAACUGUUCCUACAAAUCGUCGUGGUUUAAUCGGUUCUGGUUUUCAACUUUUUGUUGGUGUUGGUUUAGUAGCUAGUUAUGUAGCUGGUAACUAUCUGAGUUGGCCAUGGCACGCAGUUUACGCCACUAUUUACCCUUUAGGAAUGCUGUGUGUUGUUGGAGCUCUCCAUGAAACACCAACAUGGUUAUCACUGAAAGGCCGCCAUGAAGCUGCUAUGAUUGCUUAUGUAUUUUUCCGACAAACUCCUCCAGAAUCAGCGCCUAUCAUCGUUAAAGAAAAUCAAUCCGAUAACUGUUUAGACUCAUUCUCCAGUUUUCGCAGUCCAUCAAUUUAUAAACCUUUUCUCCUUGUUCUAUUCAUUAUGUUUGGACAACAAUUCUCAGGGAUAAAUGCCGUUCUUUUUUACACCGUUGAUAUCUUCCAUUCAUCAGGAUCUACUAUCAAUGAUAAUUUGGCAACCAUUAUCAUUGGUGUAAUUCAAGUGAUUGCUACGUUUAUUGCUUGUAUUUUGACUGAUCGCUUGGGCCGUCGUUUUCUCCUUAUUGCUUCCGGAAUUUUCAUGGGUUUAUCUUUACUUGUUUUAACUCUUUAUUACCAUUUAUCAGACGUUCAUGGUAAAUCCUUCAGUGAUUCGUAUGGUUGGCUUCCUCUUACCUCUCUCGCUAUCUAUACUUCGGCCUUCUCUCUGGGUUUUGGACCUCUUCCAUGGCUACUUAUGAGUGAAUUACUUCCUGCUCAAGUUAAAGGUGUCGCAUCCGGAAUAGCUACUGCAUUCAAUUGGUUAGGUUGUUUCAUUGUUUCCAAAGAAUUCGCUUCUUAUCAAGAUUUGGUUGGUAAAGCUGGAACUUUUGGUACUUUUGGUACAAUUUGUAUAAUAUGUGCUCUCAUAGUAGCAUGGAUUCUUCCAGAAACAAAAGGCAAAUCUCUCCAAGAAAUUCAAAGAAUCUUUUCACCCAAAGAGCCAAAGAUUUAAAAUUAUUAUCCUACAAUAUCCUUUGGUAUCACUUCUCCGACUUGAUGUUACUUUAAUUUAUACAUUCGCAAUUUUGUUAGGUAUUGUGAAAAUUUUGCCCAUUUUAGUCAAAAAGAAAAAGUUUUGGAACUUUCAUUUACAACGCUGAUACUCAAUAUGAUUUUCCUGUGACAGCUUCUGCUUCUCUCCUCAUUAUCUGCCAAUACUCAAUAUUGAAUUUCUUGCCAUUCAGACGUGAAUGUUUUAUGUCAAUUGUAACCUUUUGGAGAUCCGAGAAACCAACAUAAUCGAUCAAACUAGUCAUACAAAAAUCAAAUCUAACAAAAAAAACAAGGAAACUUUGGUAUUGACAUUCCAAAUUAAAAAGAAAUUAUUUCAUCGAAAAACUGCUCAUCAUUAAAUGAAUUACGUUUUUCUACAUCUUUUUUUGAGGUGGAAUAUUGUUUAUUUUUACUGUUAUACUGCUUGACUGUCCAAUGAGAUUCUGAAUGAUCUGUGUUUUUAAACUCAAAUUGUAAAGUCACAUUUUUACCCUCAAUUUUAUUGUAAAACUCAAUUCAAAGAAAAAAAUAUACUCAAGUGAAAAUUGAA